GCAGUAAGCGGUCAGUGGAUGAGAGAGGGCGGCCAGAACCGGAGUCUGUCGAGUCAGCUACUUGGCUAGCUGGGGAAGGGACGCGCCCCGGACACAGCGGCCCGGACUGAAGGACAGAAACUAACCGGAGUGGGAUACUUUAACCCCGGAAAAAUCCGAAAAUGCAUCGAAUAACGGGGAAAGGAGGAGGGGACAGUUUAAUUGAGAUGAGCCCGACUGAAUCUUUCAGCGAUGAUGUGAAUGGCUAUCACCACCAUGCCUCAUCCAGCACAGGAUCCCUCCAGCAGGGACAAUCAGAGUCUCCUCUAAUGCCUGAUGUGCGUGUAGAGUCCUGUGAGUCUCUCAACAACAGCCUGGCCUCCCUGGCCCCGUCCGACUGCAGUGACUGUCCACUGGCCAGGUCUCAAACCUUAGAGCAAAUCAAUGCUUUGACUGGGCUUUGGAGAAAACGGGCGCUUUUCCUGAAGUAUCGUUCCAGGAUUGGCAAACAGAAGCUCAGCAAAGACUCUGUGUUCUUCCGAGACGGAGUGCGGAGAAUAGAUUUCGUCCUCUCCUACGUUGACGAUAAAGAUUGUGAAAAAAAACAGGAGAGAAGGAGAAUUUAUGAAGCCAACCUCAAAAAAGCAGGCCUGGAGCUGGAAACAGAAGAUAAGUCGGAGUCUGAUGAUGGAAAGACAUACUUUGUGAAGAUCCACGCUCCGUGGGAGGUACUGGCCACCUAUGCAGACGUGCUGAAGAUCAAGGUUCCAUUCAAAGUCAAUGACAUGCCGGACGACCGGGAAUUGCCCAUGAACUGGCUCUCCACGCCUUUUCGUCUGCCUAAGGAGAUCAUGCAUCCUGAGCCAGAUUAUUUCACCGCUCCGUUUAGCAAGAGCAAAUCUGACUUUUUCCUUAUCGGCAACCAAGACACGUUCUUCUCUCCCUCCACUCGCAACAGGAUAGUCUACUAUAUCCUGUCUCGUUGCUUGUAUGUCAGUGAGGAAUGUGGAGACAAGAAGGGGAUUAAGAGGUUAUUGAACAAUGGCUCCUACACUUCUGCCUUCCCUCUUCAUGAUUCCAGAUACUGGAUAAGAUCCAAAGAUGGCAACUGUGAAAGUGAAAGAUACGACCUCUACAAACACUGGGCAAAAUUCUUCUGCUUUUUCAAGGAGCAACCCAUUAACCGUAUUAGGAAUUAUUAUGGAGAGAAGAUUGGCAUUUAUUUUGCUUGGCUUGGUUUCUAUACCGAGAUGCUGUUGUUCGCUGCAGUUGUUGGAACAAUUUGUUUCACUUACGGGUUCCUCACCUAUGACGACAACGAGUGGAGUAAAGAAAUCUGCAGUGAAGAAAUUGGAGGCAAAAUUGUCAUGUGUCCCCUUUGUGACAAGAAAUGUGGUUUCUGGAAACUCAGUAUAACAUGCAACUCCUCGUGGCAAUCACACCUAUUUGACAAUGUGGCGACAGUGUUUUUUGCCAUUUUCAUGGGAAUUUGGGUGACGCUGUUUCUGGAGUUCUGGAAGAGGCGCCAGGCCCGUCUCGAGUACGAUUGGGAUCUGGUUGACUUUGAGGAAGAGCAGCAGCAGCUGCAGCUUCGGCCAGAGUAUGAAUCCAAGUGUACAAAGAGCAAGGAGAACCCCAUCACCAAGGAAAUGGAGCCUUACUUACCCGUAACAAGCAAGUGUGCACGCUCAUGUCUGUCUGGAGCUACCGUCCUGUUGUGGAUCUCAUUGAUCAUUGCCUGCAUCAUUGGGGUCAUAGCGUACCGCUUGGCGGUGUAUGCGGCCUUCGCUAGCAUCAUGAAGGACAGCCCCACCAAUCACCUGGAGGUGGUCGGCCCCUACAUCACACCCCAGCUGGCCACCUCCGUCACAGCCUCUUGCAUCAACUUUGUCAUCAUCAUGAUCCUCAAUCUCAUGUAUGAGAAAGUGGCUGUUUGGAUUACUGACAUGGAAAUCCCAAAGACCCACCUGGAGUAUGAGAACAGGUUGACAAUGAAGAUGUUCCUCUUUCAGUUUGUCAACUACUAUUCCUCAUGCUUCUACGUGGCUUUCUUUAAGGGGAAGUUUGUGGGCUAUCCUGGAAAAUAUGCUUACAUGUUUGGGAGCAGCCUUAGAAACGAAGAGUGUGACCCCGGCGGCUGUCUGAUUGAGUUAACAACACAGCUGGUAAUAGUGAUGACUGGGAAACAGGUGUGGGGCAACAUUCAGGAAGCUCUACUGCCAUGGGUGAUGAACUGGUGGGGCAGCAGGAAGGCACGGAGUCAUCCAGAGAGCCUAUACAGUCGCUGGGAGCAGGACCAUGACCUGCAGAGCUUUGGUCAGCUAGGCCUCUUCUACGAGUACCUGGAAAUGGUGAUCCAAUUUGGUUUCAUCACACUCUUCGUGGCUUCCUUCCCCUUGGCGCCGCUCUUGGCUCUUUUCAACAACAUAAUUGAAAUCCGAGUGGAUGCCUGGAAGCUCACCACACAGUUCAGACGUCCUGUGGCAGCCAAGGCCCACAGCAUUGGGGCCUGGGAGGAAAUUCUCAAUGGGAUGGCCGUACUCUCUGUUGUCACAAAUGCAUUCAUUGUGGCCUUCACCUCUGACAUGAUGCCUCGGCUGGUGUACAUGUAUGCUUACCAGCCGGAGGGAGAGAUGAACAUGAAAGGCUACAUAAACAACAGCCUGUCUGUGUUUAACAUCUCUCAGUUCCCGAAUAACAGCAUGCCUGAGGAGGGAGAAAACCCUGUGUGGUUCAACAGCUCCAUCACAACCUGCAGGUACCGUGAUUAUCGCUACCCCCCGGGGCACGACAAGGAGUACUCCCACACUAUGCAGUUUUGGCACAUUUUGGCUGCCAAGCUAGCUUUCAUCAUUAUUAUGGAGCACGUUGUUUUCCUGGUCAAGUACUUUGUGGCCUGGCUGAUUCCGGACGUUCCCACUGAUGUGAAGGCUCGAGUAAAGAGGGAGCGCUUCCUGGUCCAGGAGUAUCUUCACAACUAUGAAGUCGAGAAGCUGAAAAUGCAGCUCAGCCAACAAGGCAACAAGGAGUGCACCUGUACGCCGAUGAUCUAUCCGACCUUACCCAAACACGAGUUGCUGUCAGAGGUCCUCUAGCGUUGGUAGAGGCUCGUCAGUCUGUCGAAGUCGCCAAAACAGAUUUCCAUGCUUGUGUAUUCUAAAACCAAAACGUCACUUUGCUGAAUUUAGUGUUAUUUAAUAGCAAACCCACAGGGAACUUUACACACUUCUCAACCAUCCCUCUUCUACUCACCUGCUGACUGUGGAUUCACCUGUUUUAAAGAUCAAAUCUGUGCAUGCCGACACUUUGAGACCCUUACAUUUAAACAUCUAUCUCAUAUUUGUCUUCAUUAAUGUAGAACUGAAGAUAUCCAAGCUUUACUGUAUUCAGACAAGAAGCCGCACUUUGUCUUUAUGAGACAGCUCACUAUUGUUUUCAUGUAAGGCUAUAUAUUUAAAGUGCCACCAAGAUUCACCUUAAUAUCGCACGCUUAUCUUUGGAUUUGUUUUUUGUUUUUACCACGUGAGGAUUUUUGUAGUACUUUGUGUUAUAUCAGCUUAUGUUUAACCUUUUACAGUAGCACAAAUAUACCUAAGCUUUGAUCAGUCCUCUGCUUUAAUGUCACUGCACUUAUGGGACAACCUUUCAGCAAAUUAUGUUAAAUUUAUCAGGCUUAUAUCUCUUAAUUUCACCUCGUUAUUUUCCCCAGGCCAAAACCUGAGAUGUGAAGUAGCUUUUUACCUGAAGCGAAAUCAGUGCUGCUGUUUCGACUGUGACUAAGGACGGAUUUAAUCCUGCAGUGGUCAGUUGUUGAGCCGUGUUCGCAGCAGCUGUUGCACACUGACUCUGUAAACAGGGAUGAGAGGUGAAGAAUGCUCUCUCUCUUUUUAAUUGUUUUAAUGUUUUUCGUGUUUACCACAUCAUUGCAAAUGAAAGCCUGUGUUUGCUUCGUUACACAAAGCCCAUCAGCUGACGCCUGCAGCCGUCUCUGUGCUUCAACUUUCCUCAAAAUAAAAGACACGUUUUGCACUUAAAGUAACGCAACUACCAAGACAUGAACAUGUCCAACUAAUCAUUAUUAUGACACUAUGCCUUUAUGAUCAGUGUUUUUGGAAGCAGUAACAUGAGAUAUUUGUUUGAUUUGACUUUGAUGUUUAGAUCUUUUAUUUAAGGAUGUAGCUUUGGUUUAGAAACUAUAUGGACAUUUCAAAUCAUUUGUUGUUGCCUAAAUAAAAUAAUACAGAACAUUUCUGUUAUUGAAGGACUUGAAUCAUAUAGAAAGUAGCUGACUUAUUAGAUAUCUAGGUCUGUCGGAGGUGCAAGUUCACCUCACUGUUCCAGAUUGCCUUAUCUAUGCCCUGUGCUCUGCUGACUAGCGUCCCCUAUGCCUUAAAACAUUUCAUCCCGUUUUUCCUAUGACUUCACUUUUCUACCUGAUUUUUCUCAUAUGUGAUUUCUGCUGUUUAUAUUAUAGUCAGAAUAUGUUUUUGAUUAUGCUUCAGGCAUAAAAUAAACUUGUUUACUGUAUUUUUAAUGUUAAAUGUUCAUGUUUUUGUUUUUUCCUGUCUCGUAUAUCCAUUUAUAUGAGACAACACAAAUAAACCUUCCAAAUAAACAGUUCAACCUUC
This is a messenger RNA of Girardinichthys multiradiatus, 4607 nucleotides long. RefSeq names its product anoctamin 5a (gene ano5a). The transcript is spliced from 22 exons. NCBI's taxonomy places the organism in Eukaryota, Metazoa, Chordata, Actinopteri, Cyprinodontiformes, Goodeidae. Gene Ontology annotation, cellular component: plasma membrane. Gene Ontology annotation, molecular function: protein dimerization activity; chloride channel activity. Bases 162 to 3074 code for a protein of 970 amino acids. Gene Ontology annotation, biological process: chloride transmembrane transport. The record is from RefSeq and is a predicted model, not a curated record.